AGGACUAAUUGAUCGAUAUAGAAUGAUUGUCGUUUUAACUGAGAACGAUACAUAAACUUGAAAUUUUUAUUUGGCGACUAAUUGUUUUAGCAAUUCAUUUGGGGAAUUCAUCUUCUCACUCAGGAUGGGUGGCUUACUACUACUGACAGCUGUUUUAUGUUUGGCUAACACUGUUCCUGGCCAAACACCUGAUGGCUUCAAAGGACAGGAACUGGACCCAACAAAAAACCCAACCGUGGAGACUCCAAGCAUUCAGAAAGAACAGCAGCAAGAGGCUUCUGUCUCCAGUGAUGGAACACUAACUAUAGGGAAUUUUCAGGUUGUGUUUGACUACGCUUUGAAGGAGAUAAUGUCCACAUAUAACAUCACAGUUGAGGAAGUCCAACAAAUGCUUGAAAACUAUUCACAAGGGGGAAUUGCAGCCAUCAUGAAAACAAUAACGGAUCCAGAGACUGGAAAAGAGGAGGUCAUUUCUAUUGAUUUUACCGAUGCCAUCCUUAACAAACAGAAGGAAGAACAUGUGAACGCUCAAAAAGAAAUUGACGGAACAAUGUCGACACAACAAAAUGGUGUUAACCCUAUGGAACUUAACACAGGAGCAGCAGAUCCGAUUUUAAAUUUGAAUAGAGAAGCGGGAAAUAAUGAGAUAUCUGCUCAACCUUCUGGUACAGCGCCCCCUAUGAUUCCCCGCCCAUUCGACUCCAAUCAGCCAUCAUAUGAUCAAUUGAGACAAGAACUUUCCAGAAUGCAGGCCAGAGAAGUUUACCUGCUCAGACAGCUUAGAAUCCUCUCCGCUAGGUAUUUACAAAUGCUAAGAAGACGGGGGACCACUGUUCCGGGAAAUGCGCAAAACAUACGAAUUCCGUUCCUCACACCCAUCAACUUCCGGCGUUCGUCACCACGAACCUUAUCUGGGAUUGUAACAGGCGGAAACGUGAGAAGGGGUCCUCAAGUUCGUGUGAUCUAAUCAACUGAUUUUUUCCAAGAAACACUAAAAAUGGUUUCCAUUCGUAUCGUUCCUCUGUACAUCUUUCAUUAAAAUUAUAAUUUUGAAAAUAAAGUAGCUAGAACGUGAUAAA
This is a messenger RNA of Saccostrea cuccullata (small rock oyster), 1079 nucleotides long. RefSeq lists its product as uncharacterized. The record is from RefSeq and is a predicted model, not a curated record. Bases 125 to 967 code for a protein of 280 amino acids. The transcript has 4 exons. NCBI's taxonomy places the organism in Eukaryota, Metazoa, Mollusca, Bivalvia, Ostreida, Ostreidae.